CGGACCGGCCCAGGCCGGCUGCGCCCCACAACGGCCCCCUCUCCCCCCACAAACGCGGGAAAUAAACUAGCCCAGGAAUGCUCGGAUCGCACCUCCCCCCCCCCCAGCAAUGGCAAAGUACAAGCAACGUAGACGAAAACUGAGAGCCAGAGCAAAAUUUCUAACAAUAAAAAAAGGAGAUGCUGCUAAUCCCCAGGGCUCAAGUUGUCCCUCUCCAAGGUCAGCAGGUGAUCUUCCUCUGAACACAUCACCUGUCCAAAGCCGUCUGUCCUCAAUCUGGUUGUUAGCUUUGCCCAGUGUAAAAAAUGUAGUGAAACCCUUUUCAACAACAGUAUCGUUUUUGUACGGUUGGUGCCAGAACACUGUUACACAGAGUUUUAAAGUGAUUAAAGACACCAUCUUUCCAUCACAAAGCCACUUUAAGGAGUUAAACAAGUUUAGAGAGCAGCUGGAAAAGUUGGAAACUGAAUUUUCCAGAUUACAAGGAAUACUCCAGAUGAAUGGAACUGCAACUUUAUCUUCAGAAAAUUCUCUUUGUCAAAGGUGUAAUAAACCAGUUCUGGGUGCCCCUGUACAAACACAAAUGGACCUACCAUCAUCAGUAUCUGGGCCUUCUGCAGUACAACUGCAACCUGUAUCUGCACCACCUCCUCCGCCGCCACCACCACCACCACCACCACCUCCUCUGCCCCCACCACGACUGCCUCCAGCACCUCUCCUCCUGAAACGAGGCAGCAGCUCUAAAUCACUUCUGGAAACAUCACUAAAAAAAGAUGGGCCGAUGCACAUCACUCUCAAGGAUCUCCUGAAUGUAAAACUAAAGAAAAUAGACAGCAACCGUAGAAUGGACAAGGCAGGAUCACCAGCGAAGACAUGCAGGGCAUUAAUUACAGUCUCAGAUUUACAGAGUAUUAGUCUGAGACCUAAAUCCAAGCCAUCAGCUCACAUUACAAACCACUUAAUUACUCCUGCUAAAAAUCAGUUAGAUCUUCGAAAACAUCUUAAGAAAGUAAAUAUACAAAGAAGUCCUGGGGGUACUCCACUAAAUAAUAAAGAAAACAUCGAAUGUGGCACUGGGUUGACACCAAUAAUGACACAGGCACUACGACGCAAAUUUCAGAUGGCUCAUCCAAAGAGUCCCUCUCCAGCCCAGUUAAAUGCUGCAAACAGCUUCGAUGAACAGAAAUAGAAUUAUGGAACAAUGUAUUUUGUUCAGUUAUGGUGAGGAAGCCAUUUGAACCCCACUUUUGUAUCACUCAGGCAUAAUGUAUUUGUAAGUAAAUCUAAUGCAUAUGAGAAAGGGGAGUGUUGAAAAACCUUCAGCAGAAUUCUGCUUUUUAAAGGCAGCAUCUUUGUAACAUGUCUCCAUCUGGUUUUAUCUUCUCUGUUACUAUACAAAGUUGAAUGAAAUAUCCUGGGUCUUUUUAAUAUUUGGCUGCUGCUGAAACUUUCAAAAAAUAAGUAGGGACUGUUACGUUCCUGGCUUGCUGCUGCUUGUAAUAUAGGUGCUGGUUCACUUAAA
Molecule: messenger RNA, 1522 nt
Organism: Rhea pennata
Lineage: Eukaryota; Metazoa; Chordata; Aves; Rheiformes; Rheidae
Gene: PRR11
Product: proline rich 11
Exons: 10
Coding region: 110-1189 (359 amino acids)
Cellular component (GO): nucleus; cytoplasm
Source: RefSeq, a predicted model, not a curated record